Molecule: messenger RNA, 5329 nt
Organism: Nyctereutes procyonoides (raccoon dog)
Lineage: Eukaryota; Metazoa; Chordata; Mammalia; Carnivora; Canidae
Gene: ANKRD30A
Product: ankyrin repeat domain 30A
Exons: 33
Coding region: 117-5186 (1689 amino acids)
Molecular function (GO): protein binding
Source: RefSeq, a predicted model, not a curated record
CCUUGCGCGCGGUCGCUGGGCGGUUUCCGAGAGGCGGGCUUGCCUUAUUUCUAGCGCCAAGUGUUGAGCUCUGGAGGCAGCGAAGACCUGUGUCUGUGAAGCCCGAACGCUUCGCAAUGAAGAAAAUGUUUAGCUUCAGGGGUAAGAGGGGCGAGCAGCCCCUGGGCUUCAACAUCAGCCCGCGGAGGGCCGGCUCGCGGCGCCUGAACGGUGCCAAACUCGCCGACCCGGGCCCCGGGUACCACGUCCGAGUCGGAGAUCUCAGAAAGAUCCACAAAGCUGCCAGUGGGGGCAACGCAGCGAAAGUGCAGCGGAUUCUGUUGCUGGGGAUAAAUGACUUGAAUGACAGAGACAAGAUGAACAGGACUGCUCUCCACUUGGCCUGUGCCAAUGGCCAUGUAGAUGUGGUGACUAUCCUGGUAGAGAGGAAAUGCCAGCUCAACCUCCGUGAUGAUGAAAGUAGGACAGCUCUAAUGAAGGCUGUACAAUGCCAAGAAGAGGCAUGUGCAACUAUUCUGCUGGAACACGGUGCUGAUCCAAAUCUUAAGGACAACAAGGGCAACACCGCUCUCCAUUAUGCAGCCUUUGGUGACAAUGUAUCAAUAGCAGAGAAGCUGCUUUUACAGAAUGCAGAUAUAGAAGCAAAAAACAAGGAUGACCUGACACCACUUUUAGUUGCUGUAAAUGAAAACAAAGAGCAAAUGGUGAAAUUUUUAGUAGGAAAAGGAGCAAAUAUACUUGCAGUUGAUAAGGUUAAAAGCAGUCACCAACUAAUUUCUGAACAUAAAGAAGAAAUGAAACCUGAAAAUUCUUCACAAAAUCACAAUCUAGCGGAGAAGAAUUCUGAAGAAGACUCUUUAAGCAGUCUUUCCAGUAAACCAGAUACUGAUGAUUCAUGGCCUUCAUCAGAUGGAGACUUAAGUUUUGGUACCAAGACUGUCCCGAAACCAAACUUAAGAGAGCUAAUGGCUGCUUUUCUGCGAGCCAAGAGAGCAAAAUGUGGCAUUGUGAGCCUAGAAGAUAGACCUUUAUUUGCUGAGAACAAUUUUGCAAGUGAAGAUAAGACUGAAACUCUUUGGAAACCAUCAGUCAAUGUCUCUGACUAUUCUCCUCUUGCUUUUGAAUCACCUGGAACUCCUCAAACGUCUUUAGCAAUGCUUGGUGUUACAAAGGAAGGAGCAACGAAGCCAGCGAUUGAAAAAAAGGACAAUGGUAUUGAUAUUAUUGAAAGUGCUCCACAAAAGCAAACAGUUAAUGACAAUUUGACUUCUGCUGAUAGAGCACACAAAAAUAAUACAAGUGAUAGGAUGUCAGCUUUAGAGCAAGGAGAAGAUAGUUCACCUUGGGAUUCUGAGAGUAUUUCUGCAAGUCUUCCAAAGAAAUCUGUUGAUUGUUUACCUGGAGGUGCAGAUCAACAAGGGCAAAGUAUAUUAAAUGAACAAGUAGAAGAUUCUCCUGGAAAAGAUCUUCAUUGGAAGUCUACCACUGAAGUGAAAGAUUCUGUUACUAAUGAAGCAGUAGCAGGGAAAGAUCAACAAAUGUCCAGAUCAGAUUUUUCCGAUUGGGAUUCUAGUUUAUCCCUCGGUAAUGAGACUUGUCAAAGAACUGGGGAUUUGAAAGUUGAUGAUAAAUGCCCAUUUGUAUCACAACCAAUGACCAAAAUUGAGUCCGCAUCCACAGAAUUUGGACAGAUGACCUUAAUGGAUAAAGAAAAUAUUAAUAUUGGAGCUGUGUUUCUAUUAGAGAAUUCUACACUCCAUGACCUGUGUGAAUCAGAGCUACCAGAAAACAGAAAGAGCAAAAAAGAUUUGUCAGCAGAACUAGAUUUAGAAGUGGCAUCAGAGGAAGAGCAAGAAAGACCUGAUGAAAGUGAAAAUAACCACCCACAGAUUGAAGAAAAAAGGAAGAAGCAGAAGAGUAGUAAAAUGGAAGGAGCAGAAAACAUAUAUGCUGCUGCUGCUGCUGGACUAAUUCAACAAAGAAAGAAUGGCAAAACUGAUAACCACCUGUUUCCUACUAUGCAGAAUGAAGAUUCUGAUGCACCUGCAAAGAAAACGUCUAAGGAAAAGAACAAGGUCAAAAAGCAAAUGAGUUCUGUAGAACACCUUGAUGACUUAACUCAGUCAUCUGAAGCACCUUCAGAGGAUUGUAAGUUGCAUUACUCUGAUUUUAAGAGUUCCCUGUUGCUCAUUGAACAACUUGGCAUGGACUGUACAGAUUCUGUUAGUCUAUUGAAAAUCCAGGAUGCAAUUCUUUCAUAUGAGAGAUUAAUAGAACUUAAAAAAAAUGACUGUGAACAACUUAUAAGAAGAAUUAAAAAAAUGGGAUGUAAGAUUAAUGGACUACAAAAGGAGCUAUCAGAAACAAAAGAAAUGAAAUCACAGUUAGAGCAUCAAAAAGUGGAAUGGGAACAAGAACUCUGCAGUUUGAGAUUUACCUUAAAACAGGAAAAAGAAAAAAGAAAAAGUGCUGAUAUGUUAUAUGAAAAAAUUAGGGAGCAAUUAAGAAAUAAAGAAGAGCAAUAUAGUAAAGAAGUCGAAAUGAAACAACAGCUUGAGCUUAAUCUUAGAACACUAGACCUGGAAUUGAAGAGUGUAAAAAACAAUUUGAAUCAGGUUAUAGAAGAGCGAAAUGACAUUCAGAGGCAACUCUCUCAAGAACAGAAUGCCAGAAUAUUACAAGAUGGAAUUCUAAACAAUCACCUUUGCAAACGAAAGGAAAUAGAAAUGUCUCAUACAAAAAUGAAUUCUGAGGCUUCUUCUACUCAUGAAAAAGCAAAAGAUCUGUUACAUAAAAACCGCAUGUUGCAGGAUGAAAUUGCUAUGCUAAGACUGGAAAUAGACACAAUAAGGAACCAGAAGCAGGAAAAGGAAAAGAAAUAUUGUGAAGACAUUGAAAUUGAAAAAGAAAAGAAUGACAGUCUUCAAAAGACCAUAAAACUGAAUGAGGUAACAUUAACAAAUACAGUAUUCCAAUAUACUGGACAGCUCAAUGUUCUGACAACUGAGAAUACAAUGCUAAACUCUAAACUGGACAAUGAAAAGCAAAACAAAGAAAGACUAGAAGCAAAAAUUCAGUCAUACCGAGCUAGACUUGCUACUGCUAUACAGGAUCAUGAUCAAAGUCAGGCAUCAAAAAGAGACCUAGAACUUGCUUUCCAGAGAGCAAAAGAGGAGUGGUUUCGUUUACAGGACAAAAUGAACUUUGAUGUGUCUAACCUAAAAGAUAACAAUGAGGUGCUUUCUCAGCAACUUUCUAAAGCUGAAAGUAAAUUCAAUACCCUAGAAAUUGAGCUGCAUCAUACAAGAGAUGCUCUCAGAGAAAAGACUUUGGCUUUAGAACAUGUACAAAGAAACCUAAAACAAACCCAGUGUCAGAAGAAGGAAAUUGAACAGAAGUAUCAAAAUGAGCAAAGUAAAGUGAAUAAAUACUUUGGAAAGCAGGGAUCCUUAGAAGAGAGAUUAUCUCAACUACAAAGUGAAAAUAUGUUGCUCCGGCAGCAAAUAGAUGAUGCCUACAGCAAAGUUGACUGUAAAGAAAAGACUGUAAUUGAUAUCCAAGACCAGUUUCAGAUUAUUGUAAGAAAUCUUCAAGCUGAAAGUGAAAAACAAAGUGUUAUACUGCAAGAAAGAAAUAAGGAGUUAAUCACUGAAUGUAACCAUUUAAAAGAAAGAAUAUAUAAGUAUGAGAAGGAGAAAGAAGAAAGGGAAGUAGUUAUGAGACAAUUUCAACAAGAACUGGCUGAUGCCCUAAAAAAACAAUCUAUGUCAGAGGCUUCAUUGGAGGUUACAUCGCAUUAUCGUAUUAAUUUAGAAGAUGAGGUACAGGAUUUAAAGAAGAAAUUAGAUCAAAUCAAAAGUCAGUUACGUGAAGCACAGGAUCGACAUACAGAGGCUGUAGGAUGUAUUGAGAAGUCGCAAGAUCACAUACAAAAGCUUGAAGUUGAAAAUGCCAAGUUAAAAGUUACAAUCAAGAAGCAAGCAGGCCAAAUUGAACAGCUUCAGGAAGACCUGUUAAGUUCAAGUUCGCCUAGCGAUGAAAAGGAAAAUCUAAAGAAAUGUAUGGAGUUAAAACAAUCUCUGGAAUUCAGUUUGGAUCAAGAGGUGAAGAAAAAUUAUGAAUUAGAAAAAGAGAAUACUGGAUUUAAGAACCUCUUAAACAUGACAAGAAGGAUGUUAAGUAAAUAUGAAAAUGGAGAGCUUCCUUUCUAUGGAGAUUUAAAAACCAGUCAAACAGAAAUGGAUAUUCAGAUUAAUAUGCUAAAACAUAAGAUUGAUGAUCUUACAGCAAAACUGGAAACUGAAUCUUCAAGAUGUCUACACCUGGAUGCAAAAAAUCAAGUUCUUCAACAAGAGUUAUUAUCUAUGAAAGCAACAGAGAGGAAAUGUGAAAAACUAGAAAAGAAUAAAAAGAAGUUGGAACAAAAAGUAGUAAACCUCAGAAGUCAUUUAGAAGUCAAUGUGGUAGAACGCAGUCAAGUAGAAAAAUAUAAACGGGAGAUUGAAGAGAGAGCAAGAUUGGUUAUAGUAGAAAAAUUAAAAGAAGUCAAUCUAUUUUUACAGACACAAGCAGCAUCUCAAGAAAACUUAGAACAGUUAAGAGAAAGUAAUAAUGCUUCAAUAAGAGGUCAACUGGAACUCAGAAUUAAAGAGCUAGAAUCUGAAAUAUCCAAAAUCAAAAAUUCUCAAGAAGAUAAAGCAGAAUUGGAAAAAUACAGGCAACUCUACUUAGAAGAAUCAAAAAUUCGAAUGUCAUUGACAAAUAAACUGAGCAAGACUAGUGAGAGGCUGGCAGAUAUCACUACCAAAUAUCUGGUGGAGAAACAGCAGAACAGACCUUUCCACAGCACUCUUACUAUGAGACCCGUCUUGGAACUGCCUUAUGUUGGAAAUCUGACUAGUAGUUUACUGCUGGAUAGAAAUGUUACUCCAAGAGAAAAUGUAGUGGUUCCUACCUCAAGCUCGCGCCCUUCAAAUAACAGCAUGGAUACUUACUUGACCAAGAUGCAGCAGAUGUUGGAAGAAAAUAUAACUAGAGAACUAAAAGAAGCUGCUGGUGAAUUUGAAUCAGGAUCCUGUAGAUCCUUUUCUUUAGGAUCUACUGAUGAAUCAAAUCUAAAUCAACAUCUAGUACUGCAAGCAUCACAAGAAUAUGUAGAGAUUUUAAAGAAAAAUUAUAUGAUCUGAAAGAUCUAUAAUAAAAGUUUAUUACCUAGAUAUUUAAUAUAACAUUUUAAUUGUUUCCCAAUAAAUAUCUGAUGUACGAAAAUCUUUAUUAAAGGAAAAUGUUUUUUGUAUCGUGUGUAAUAAAAGUUUAUAUACUAUUUUAA